AUGCCCGGCUGGCGCCCUCUCCCCCGGAUUGCCUUUGCAAUCUGCACGUAUCCUUUCCAGCCGACGUCGACGGCCGACCUACCGCUUGAGAUUGGCGAUGAACUAUACAUAAUAGAGCUGGGCGGAGAAGAUGGCAGCUGGUACCGUGGCUAUCUCGUCGCGCCGCCAUCGCUUCUGGCAGGUUUGACGACAGUCAAAGGUCAGACGUUGGAGGCACGCGUCUUUUCUGGAAUAUUCCCGAAAUGCUGCGUCGAAGUUCGUGAGGUUCUUGGGGAUAAGCGUUUGACCUCGCGAAUAAGCCAGUAUCAUGAUCCUCCCGCCACUGGAGCCCUACGAUUUGAACACAACACCGCUCGGGCAGAUCAGAGUGCCAAUGGCACGUGUACACCAGACGAAGGUCAUCUUGAAGGAACCGAGACCAGAUCCCGAACAUCUCCACAUGGCAGCGCGAGGCAAUCUACAGGCAUGCGUCUUGGGUCGCAAACCUGGACCAACAAUCCGGACCAAAUGCAACAGGCCCUCAUACCACUGCCACCAGCAUCUCCUCGACCCCGCGAUUCCUCCUUUCAAAGACCACUAGCGCCCGUUCCAAUGCUCAAGAUUGGCGAUGAAAAUCCUACCUCAAUUCAGGAGCCCCUUGUGGACGAAAUUGCAUCAUGCCUCCGCGAAUGGCAUUCGACCAAGCUACACGAGCUACUCCUAUCUAGAACAUACACUGAAUUGGAUAAGACUUCCGCUUUGGUAGACCGUUUGGACACAGCAAGAAGACAAUUGUUGCAUAAAGUUCUGACCCAGCAAGAGUUGCGCGACCUCCGCGAAAGGACAGUCUGGGACUUGGUGCGAGGAAACAAACUCCUUUCGGGGGAUGUGAUUGUGCGGAGUCCACACGAACGCGGGCGUAUGCUGACCGCGGAAGACUCCGCAAUAGAAGUCACGCAACUACAAUCUAUCAUGAGUCUGCUAGAAGAACAACCGACCCAGCCUGUAGACGAACACACCCUUCACCACUUGUUUGUGCACGUCAAAUCGGCAAAGAUAAAUAUAUCAGACUACUCCACGCAACUCAAUGUUUACCUUUGUGUCAAGACCCCCGGGUCGGCACCGCGGCCUAUCUCUGAAGUCUACUCCAUUGAUCUUAUCGUAAGAGACGGAACCAUGGUCUCAUCUCCAACGGAGCGUCUGAGAGCACUUUUCGCCGACUUGACUCCUGUGGACUUUGGGGAAGGUGCGGGAGCUGGAUCAAGUCUAUAUCUUGUGGUGAAGGUAUUGGAACACGAGCCUUUCAGAGACACAGCUACUCGCAACGGAUCACUUUCGGGACCUCGCGAGAGCAUAUCGAGUCUUCACGAGCGGCCGUCUCAAGCCGGAAGCUUCAGCGCAAAGGGAGGUCGGCGGAGUAUGAUGUUCGGAGCCCGAAAACGAGAGCAGGAUAGCAUCACAAGCCCCGAGCAUCAGCGAACAGCUAGUCACAGCAGGACGUCCGGAGACACGCGCCCAGGGUCUCGAAUGAAUGGAACACCCAGCGGCAAGUCUGCAAAACGAACCGUCGCAGUUGGCGUCUGUCGUGUAGAUGACAUCAUGAAAUCGAAGACUGAGAUGGAUUGGGAUCUUUCACUAUGGUCUAGCGCAGGUGAAUUUGACGAGGUGGCAGAGUCUGAUUAUCAGCAGAGCGAGAUAAUCCCUGAAUUAUUUCCGAACAGUUCCGGGCGAUACAAGCGACUGCAUGCUGUCAACUCGCUGCAAAUAGCCCUAAACCCGUUCGAAAAUCCUGACGCUGAAGCUCUCAUCGAAAAGACACCAACUUUGAUGCAUAAUAUGAACUGGACGCCCAAGAUUGGCUGGUCAGGAGCACCACGAAAAGCGCGCAGCGAUAUAUAUCUGACGGUUUCUGAGCCGUUCCUAUCUCGAAACUCAUUUCUAUCGCACCCAAAACAUGGGACUGUCCCACUGGCGCAGCAGACAUCUCUUGCAAACCUACAACUCACCAUUGAAGUUCGUAGAGCUACUGGAGAGCGCAUUGACAAUUGUAUAUUUCCCUCGAGCAACAGCUCUGGCCACACCGCAUGGCGAACGACCGCUGUCGAAAAGGGCGACAAAUGGAAUCUGACAGUAAGAUUAGCCAUCAAGCCUGAAGAUGUUCCUGGCUGUCACUUAGUUAUGAGCAUUGCGGAUGCACCACACUUCCCAUUUGCGCUCUGUUGGAUGCCACUCUGGCAACAAGAUGCCUUUAUUCGUGAUGGUGAUCACUCACUCGCGCUAUACAAAUACGACGAGUUUACUUCAGGCAUGAUUUCCGGUAGAGGCGCGUAUCUUGGCUUGCCUUGGAAUUCUAAGCAACGCAAAGACGAAUCGGUAACAGGAGCCAUGGCAUCUGUCAAACUCUCCACCUUUCUCUGUAGCACCAAAUACUCUCAGGAUCCCAGUUUGAUCGGUCUACUUAAGUGGAAAGAGCAGUCUGCCAGUGACCUCGCAGAAUUACUGAAACGUUUUGCUUUCGUGCCAGAAAUUGAGAUCGUCAAACUGUUACCUGACGUAUUCGAUGCACUUUUUGAGAUUGUCGUGGACUACGCUGGAAACGACGAGUACGAGGAUCUGGUCUUCAACGCCCUAGUGGUCAUGCUCAGCAUUGUUCAUGAUCGACGGUUCAACCUAGGUCCUCUGGUCGAUGAUUACGCAGAGAAGCGCUUCAACUAUCCUUUCGCAACUUCCUGUCUGCUUCGCAGCUUUACACGUUUGGUCGACAAUCCGACGAACACUGACAUAUCACGAAAGCUGAGAGCGACGUUGAAAGUUGGCGGACACAUCUUCAAAUUCAUCAUGAAUGCUCGUAAGCAACAAAAAGCAAAAGAGGCUGGCAUUGGUAUCACUAGUCGCGAGCCAACGUUCACCAAGGAUUUGCAAAAGAUUCUGAAGUCACUAGGCGUCCUUAUGACCAACUCCGCACCCAUUCUCGUAGGGACUAAGACACUGGUCGUACAAUACUUCCACACAUGGAUACCAGAGUUCUACCCGACAAUGACGCACCAUGAGGUUCUCCAGAUUGUGACAGACUUCACCGAGAAAUGUGCAGAUGUUCAGGGCAAACUGAUUCUUUACAAGCUCGUCAUGGUCUAUAACUUCCUUCAAAGCGAUGUUUUGAAACACGAAGACAUCCGACCGACAUUGCUGCAAUACACGUCAAAAUGGCUGGAACCUUACUGGGGCUUCACGAAUCCAGUCACUGAUCAAUGGAAAGAGCAGGUUCGGUUGUGCUCCUCCAUCGUGGCGUCUCACGUCGAAGAGCUAGACUCGGAGGUUCCAGAGUAUAUGCACAAACUCGUCGACUCUUUUAUGGCUAUCCAAAAAAUUCCUCGAUUCGAGAAAUCAUCUCUCUCACUUUUGUUCCCAUCCUCCUAUCCAUUUCCUCUUCGCCCCACCAACGCUAAAUUUGAGCUCGAGGAGACUCUAGUUGAGAUCUCGGCAGUGCUUGCAGCUUUAUCUUCACGACCGACGAUCGUUUCCCAGGACUGGCCGCAAACUCGUGUGGGCGACUUCUUGAUUUCCUGCUUACAAGUACAUAUGGCCAUCAUGAAUGGAGAAGCAUUCCCUAUGUCGUGGAUGAGCACACAUAUCUACCACCACAAAUCAACUAUGAGGACGUUGGAAAAAAUCGCGCAUAUAUUGAUAGAAUCUUUCCUACCUGAGCCAGAUGACGCUGACCAGUUCAGUACUGAGUUAUGGCGAUCGUUCUUCGACACUCUCCUGCAACUAGUCGGUAGUAACGCCCUUGCCUUGGAAGCAUUCCCAGAGCAGAAGCGGCGUGCUGUUUGGAAAAUUGCAGGCGAUGUGCGUGAACUUGGUGCAAAUCUGUUACGUCGAUCGUGGACAGCUAUAGGAUGGGAGACGUCGCCAGAGGAUCGCCGAGAGUAUAAUUUAGCCAGGAUGGGUGGUUACCAGGUUCAAUAUGUCCCUGGUCUCAUCCCGCCGAUCGUCGAACUUUGCCUAAGUGUUCACGAAGGCCUGCGGCGAGUUGCGAUCGAUAUACUUCACACCAUGAUCAUUAGUGAAUGGUGUUUGAGCCAAGACCUCGCUCUCAUUCAAGCAGAGAUGAUUGACUGCCUCGAUCGCUUGUUCAAGUCCAAGCCCAUGACUGAGAGCAUGCUGCAGAAGACCUUCAUAGGCGAGCUCAUUGAUCUGUUCGAAUCACUUGCCGACAGUCCCGAUGACGACGAGCUGUUUGUUGCGAUCAAAGGCAUCAUCAGCACUAUCGAUGAACUCCUGGACCUGCUUGUUGCCGUCCACAGCACAGAUGCCACCGGGGAGGUCUUCCACAUCAUGGACACCCUCCAUUUAAUGGAGUUCUUGAAAGACAUGCAGAAGGAAGACAUUUAUGUCGCAUAUGUUCAUCAACUGGCUCGACUGCAGGCCGAAGCUGGCAAUUAUACGGAGGCCGGCCUGGCGCUCCGUCUGCAUGCCGAUCUAUAUCAAUGGGAUCCUACAGUCACAAUCGAGGCUUGCUCAGCACCGGACUUCCCUUUGCAAACUGCCUUUGAACGUAAGGAAGCCAUCUAUUUUCAAAUGAUCAAGUACUAUGAAGACGGACAAUCGUGGGAUAAUGCUUUGGGCACGUACAUCGAAUUGGCCUAUCAAUAUGAGCACAACAUGUUCGACUUCGCAAAGUUGGCUCGGUCUCAAAGAGCAAUGGCAACUAUUUAUGAGGCCAUCAGUAAAGGCGAGAGACCGAAUGCUCGGUAUUUUCGUGUCGUAUACAAAGGUCUUGGCUGGCCUAUUGGUUUGCGUGACAAGGACUACAUCUUCGAGGGUUCUUCUACCGAUCGACUGGUUUCAUUCACCGAUCGUAUGCAAUCACAACACCCUUCGGCUCAAAUUCUUCCAAUAGGAAGCGAACAAGAGGACGUGGAAGGUCAAUACCUUCAGGUCUAUGCUGUAACUCCACAGAAAGACCUCGUCCAUCCUAUCUAUCAGCGUGCCAAGGUUUCCCAACCAAUCCGUGAUUAUUUCCUUCUUUCACGACCGAAGAACUUCACCACCGCCUCUCGCCGUCUAGGUGGUGAGUCUGUCCGCGAACAAAUAGCUGAGAAGACGGUAUACACAACGGCAGAGACAUUCCCUACCAUUCUCCGUCGCAGUGAGAUCGUUACUACAGACAUCAUCACCCUUCCACCGUUCGAAACAGCACUAGAAAGGACGACGCGCAAGACAUCUGAACUUUAUGCUUUAGAGAAACGGGUUACUAACGGGGAAGAUGCUGCUUUCACCCUGCUUGCCGAAAGCAUCACAUCAUCUAUAGAUACAUCGACCGACGCCAGCGUGGCUUUGUACCGCGAACUGUUACCACAAUCCCACGAGCUUGUAAAUGAUGAAGGCGAAGAGCGAGCUUUUGGAGUUUUGGAAAAUGCUCUCAGGGUUGCAUUGAUCGAUCAUGCAUUGGUAAUCAAGCGCUGUUUGGGUGUAUUCUCGCGUGGCGCCUAUCAAGCCACCCGCGCAGAGCUCACACAACGGUUCGAGAUAACUUUUGCCCCGGAACUCGAACAAUUGGCUCCUGUAGCACCUCCUGUCAUGGACAUUAACGCCACAGAAGUGACCACAUCCUGGCUGACCAGACCAAUCCCAAUUACACAGAAACAGACCCAUGAUCGUGUAGUGACCCCCGACCACCCAAUGCUUAUGACAAACGGUCCUAGCCAGUCAAACGGGUCCCCCUUUGCCCUCUCGGAGAAGCGCCACAAACGCAAUGAAAAGUCCCGGCUGAGUCUCACGUUUCUAAAGCGCACUUCCGGAGAAAACCAAGCUGUCACCAGUGCAAUCCAGGAGUCAGAAGAACGUGCUCCUCGCAACUCAAUGCGCGAACCACGAUCUCCGAUUAGAAGCCACGGUGCAAGCACCCAGCCCAGCGACUCGGACCUCAGCAGGACGCUCAGUACCACCGCAUACAGCCAGCGAAGCGCGAGCGUCGACCGGGACGGAAGCAUCAAUCACGGAGCCGAGACGAUCCGCUCGACGAAUACGGACAAGAGCGACGGCAAAACAAGCAGGAUGGGCAGCGUCAAGAAGAGAUUGAGUGCUCUCAACCUAGGUGUGGGGAAAAAGCUCAGUAAGACUAAUGUGCGGCCUGAAGGGACGAUAAGAGAAUAGUGUUGCUCGUUCCGUACAAAACCGCCCUUUUGUGCAAUUUCGGGCCGUCUUAUCUAAGACUCACUCGUUUCUCAGUGCCUUACUUCCUCCCUUCCUUUUCUCGUCUCUUUGUACAUAUUGUGACCUUUACGCAACAUCUGUUGAGUUUUCUCGAUUCACCUUGGCUGCGUGUAUUUACAUUCUGUACACCAAUCUUCCCUAUCGUUUCUUGUUUUCCCGCAAAGGAUGCUGAAAGAAUCCGAAUUUAUAUA
This is a messenger RNA of Pseudovirgaria hyperparasitica, 6386 nucleotides long. RefSeq lists its product as uncharacterized. Gene Ontology annotation, biological process: small GTPase-mediated signal transduction. Bases 1 to 6135 code for a protein of 2044 amino acids. Gene Ontology annotation, molecular function: guanyl-nucleotide exchange factor activity; small GTPase binding. Gene Ontology annotation, cellular component: plasma membrane; cytoplasm. Lineage: Eukaryota; Fungi; Ascomycota; Dothideomycetes; Acrospermales; Acrospermaceae. The transcript is spliced from 2 exons. The record is from RefSeq and is a predicted model, not a curated record.